AUGGCUGUUGAAGAGAUGAAGAAGAAGAUUAAAGGAAGCCACGAGAAGGCAGAGACGGAGAACAUGGAGGCUCCAUCGCCAAGAUGCGUGCUUGAAAUUCCGGUGAGGGGUUCAUAUUCCGAUAACAGCAGCACAACCAGCAGCAGCAGCAGCUCGUGCUCGCCUGAUAAAUCACCGUCGCCGUUGUCGACGACGCCUCCGAACGUUUCGUCUUUCCACCACCACGGUCUCCAGUGGAACAAAAUGAUCGACACGAUCAAGAAGAAGUCCGUGAGGAGAUUCUCCGUCAUCCCUCUCCUCCAGAGCUACGAGCUCACCCGCAAAAACAUGCGGCGGAAACAGCCCAAGCUCUCCCCGUCGCUGGAGACCGAGAUCGACUGCGACCAGAUCCUCAUCGCGAAACCCUCGUGGCGGAAUUUCACGUACGACGAGCUCGUCGCCGCCACCGACAAUUUUAAUCCCGAGAAUAUAAUUGGGGAAGGAGGACAUGCGGAGGUGUACAAAGGGGUGUUACCGGACGGAGAGACGGUGGCGAUAAAGAAGCUGACGAGGCACGCCAAGGAGAAGGAAGAGAGAGUCAGCGACUUCUUGUCGGAGCUUGGGAUUAUCGCACACGUCAACCACCCAAACGCGGCUAGGCUUCGCGGUUUCAGCUGCGAUCGCGGUUUGCAUUUCGUGCUCGAGUACUCUCCUCACGGCAGUCUCGCUUCUCUACUCUUUGCAUCUGAGGGGGGUUUGGAUUGGAAGAAACGGUAUAAAGUGGCUUUGGGGAUAGCUGAUGGUUUGAGCUAUCUUCAUAAUGAUUGUCCUCGACGAAUCAUUCACCGUGACAUCAAAGCUUCCAACAUUUUGCUCACUCAAGAUUUCGAAGCUCAGAUAUCGGAUUUUGGACUUGCAAAGUGGCUCCCAGAGAACUGGGCUCAUCACAUUGUUUACCCCAUCGAAGGCACUUUCGGAUAUCUAGCGCCAGAGUACUUUAUGCACGGGAUUGUUGAUGAGAAGACGGAUGUGUUUGCGUUUGGGGUAUUACUCUUAGAGAUCAUAACUGGUCGUCGAGCUGUUGAUACAGCUAGUCGGGAAAGCAUUGUCAUGUGGGCGAAACCUCUUUUGGAGAAGAACAGCGUGAGAGAAAUAGUUGAUCCUCAGCUAGGAAAUGACUUUGACGAAACCGAGAUGAAACGUGUCAUGCAAACAGCUUCAAUGUGCAUACACCAUGUAGCCAUUACGCGUCCUGACAUGAACCGGUUGGCGCAGCUGUUGCGAGGAGAUGACCGGUUAUCUGAGCUGCAGCAGAAAACAGGCGGAGCAAGAAGUCUCGACGGCUGCGACUUACAAGAUCACACCUCUUCCUCUUACCUUAACGAUCUCACUCGCCAUAGGCAACUCUUAAUGGAGUGA
Messenger RNA from Microthlaspi erraticum, 1398 nucleotides. Lineage: Eukaryota; Viridiplantae; Streptophyta; Magnoliopsida; Brassicales; Brassicaceae. The record is from the annotation of a GenBank genome assembly.